This is a messenger RNA of Tuber melanosporum (Perigord truffle), 4111 nucleotides long. RefSeq lists its product as uncharacterized. The transcript is spliced from 7 exons. NCBI's taxonomy places the organism in Eukaryota, Fungi, Ascomycota, Pezizomycetes, Pezizales, Tuberaceae. The coding region runs from base 1101 to 3578 and encodes 825 amino acids. The record is from RefSeq and is a predicted model, not a curated record.
AUCCAAGAAAAGCGACAUCAUAUUAUUAUUAUCAUAAUACAGCUUGACGGGCUGCGGUAACUCAUAUGGCUCGAGCUCGUGGGAACUUGGCCCGAAAGGUGGGGAAGCAGGCGUUAGUCUACCGCACUCGACGCAAACACUACUCAUAAUCCGUCUUCAAUGUAUGAUAUUUGACGAUGGUUUUGAACUGGCCUUAAAAAGUACAUUUGCAUCUCGAUCUCUUGCUCCUUUCUAUGCUUUUCUUUUUCUCUUUCACUCUUUUCCUCACUCUUUUUCUCUCUCUCUCUCUCUCUUUUUUUUUUUCACCUUCUCUUUUGUUUUCUUUCUUUCUUUCUUUCUUUCUUUCUUUCUUUCUUUCUUUUUUUUUUUUUUCCACCCUUUAUUUCUCAUUUGCCUCCAAAUGAUUAAACCAUCUUUCCCCUUCCUCACUUUCUUCUUCUUCCUUAAAUUCUUCUCAUUCCCCCGUUAUUAUUCCCUUCCUCCAUCUUCCAUUGGCGACGCCAUUUCAAAGACUCGUCAGAUAGGACUACCGUAUUCACUCUCACCCCCAGCCCCCCCCCCUCUUAACUAUCCUUCACAACCAUUAGCAUUCUCCUUUACUUGUGGGUCGGAAAAAAACCAAAUCGAAGGCCACAUAAAAUCCUAUAUGUACUGUACCACCACUUUGUCUCUAACUGCCAUUUCGCCGCAGAUAUCGCCUUUCUGAGAGUCUGUCCGGCGUAAACUAGUAAGGUGCAGCUGCCUGCCGGAACCCGCCUUGUUGCACCCGAGAUUUUAUGAGAUCCCUGUUAUUGACCCUGCACAACAACAGCUCCCAAUUUCGCAAUUGCUCCCGUGCCAUCCAACACCGUGCAACCGUUUUCCGGCUCUUGCCCUUCGCUUCCUCUUCUUUUUACCUGUACGUGAUAAGGCGAGGGGUCCUGGUAUAUAUAUAUUUCCCUUCGCCCCUCCCCUCCCCCUAAAACCCUUCCUGCGGCUUCCUAGGCCCCGCCUCUUUUGCUUUAUCUUGCUUUGCCUUUGGAUCCGGUCAAACUCUUGCAGCUUCGUGGGUUUAUAUGACCAUUUGGAGCUCCUUUACCCCCCACAUUCCUCAAUAAUCUAUGAAGUUCGGUGAGGCACUUCCUCAGCGUUCCGUUCAGGAAUGGCUGCCAUAUAACCUUGACUACAAUGAGAUCAAACAAUUGAUCAAGCGAUAUACCACUGGGAAGCCACUUGUCAAGUCGCCCGAAGCAAAGACAGACUUUGAAGAUGAAUUCUUCAAUAUUCUGAUGGAUCAACUUGGAAGGAUUGACCUGUUCGUCAAGAGCAAAUCCGGCGAAGUUGACCGCCUCCGAUGCAAACGACAGGUUGCGGCUCUCCGAAGACGCGACACAGAGGACUCAGCCCUACAUCAUAUCCGGCGGCCAGGUCGCUCGACAAAGCUCGAACAAGAGGUUGAACGUGUGAGUUAUGAGGUGCAGUGCCUUUCGCGCUUUGUAAACGUUCAACGUACUGGGUUCCUCAAGCUCUUGAAGAAAUACAAAAAAUGGACCGGUUCAUCACACUUACUUAAUCGGUUUCUUCCAAUAUUGAAAUCUCCUACAGCUUUCCACAAAGUAGACUUUGAAAAGAACGUGCUAGAACUUUCGAACCUAUUAAACGCAAUCCGCAACGGCCUUGAUCUACCUGCUGCCGCACCAUCACCUCAAAUAGUGACCCAGCCAAAAAGGAUUCGCGGUGCCGAGCAAGAAGACCCGCAAGACCGCGCGCUAUCCAUUGAGACCGUCUUAUCCCAAAAGGCCAUUGCUACCGCGGAGGGUCGUGCUUACUUGGACACUGCCCUCGCGACAUCGACAUUGGGAGACAGUUGUGGGGGAAGGGCAACCUUCUGGGUACACUACGACCAUUUGAUCGAGUUGCAAGUCCUAUUGUUGAAGUAUCUUACUUUGCAGACAUCGCCUGCCUAUAAUGCCCCCCCAACACCUCCAUCGAGGAAAGACUCAAUUGGAACUCUUUGGAAAGACGAUGAAAUUGGGGUUGUGCUCCUCGAUGAUCUGGAGAGCUUCUCUGACAUCCAAAGCUCUGCUACUGUUGCAGAGGCUAGCAAAGCAUGUUCACGGACUGCAGGGCAGGUUAGGUGGUGUUGCAGGGAUUCGGAUGCUGUGGUCGUAGUUUCCAACGCAUCUGCUUUAAUCCUGAACAAGAUUGCUGGCCACGAGGAAGAGAAAUUGGAGGUAAGAAUGAAGAGAAAGCAAAUCGAAGAACUGCUCGACACAGGAUCCAUUUCGUCUAGAGCCGAUAUCAAUCAUACCACGAAUGAACAGGGAGAGACCGGCGUAGAAAAGCUUGAGGAGUGGUUAGCGGAGCACAAGAAUGUUACACCAUUAGUUAAACUGCUCAUGAAACGGAUAAGAUUCGCGGAGACACCGGAGGGGGGCCGAGUAUGGGCGCUUUUAGAUUGGGAUAUCAAAAUGACAAAAGUUCAACAAGGAACAAACUGGCUCACUCGGCCAGAAGAGGACGGACCGGGAUUUGGAAGUGAGGGAAGAAGGGAAUUUCCCCAUGCUGUUCUUGAGGUUCAAUGGGAAGGACAACGAGUUCCAACAUUUUUGCAUGAGCUCGAAACCAGCCACAUGGUGGAGAACGUCAGAGGCUUCUCAUUGGACGUUCAUGCCUUGUCCUUAUCCGCUUUGCAAAGAGAUAUCCGCAAAACCCCUGUGCAUACACCGCGCCACAGCAGGCGUAGCUCAUCUCACAUGAUGUUUACAAGCGCAGCAUCCAAGAGCACUUCUAAUGGAACCUCCGCUGCUAUGGCUCACGACUUUGCGGAUGGGUUCGAUUCGUCGACUACCGCGUUUUCUCAUACGGCCCCCACUGUUUUACCCAAAGCGAAGUCGAAUCGACCAAAGAGCGGGCUAUCGUCCAUUGAGCAUAUAGGUGGAGAGCGGUAUUGGAGCGAGUUCAAUGACGAUGAAGACGAUGAAGAACCAUAUACAAUACUCAUAAAACGUGGGGACACGUCAGACGACGACUGCGAAGAUGAAGAUGUUUCACUCUCGGACUUUAUACGAAAAAGUGUUUUUUCAACUGGCCAUAAAUUCCAGGCGCUAUUCACUGCAUCACCCAAACAUUCAGGGGAAAGAAAGCCUCUCCUCCGUAAACCAAGCGUCCCAUCAUCCGAGUCAUCGAGCGAGAUUGAUGUGGAAGUAGGGGCUUUCGGUACAGGUGCCUCUAGCCGGGCUCAUUACAAUACCUUCUCACGACCCGCGACAAUCAACACUCCCUUAAGCCCUACAUAUGUUUUUUGCCUUGGGGGUGCUGUGGUAAUACUCAUUGUCACUCUGAUUCUAGCUAUGAAUUCUUCCCUAGCAAGACACAAACAUAAAUGGCGCAGGGGGCACUUUACCUUAGACCUUGAGGUCUGCGGUGCUGUAUUGACAGCGUUGAGCUUGGCAAGUAUCGGGUUAUUCAUAUUCCUGAAGAGCCGAAGCAGGGCGGGGCCAACGCACCAGAUGUUCGCUUGGGGAUCCUUUGGUGCGGUCUGCAUCGGCAGUGGGGUAGUCCUUGCUAUGGUUGGAAAUCGUGAAGUGGGGAACUAGCUUUUUUUUUUUCUUCAGGCUUUAGCGUGGUUUUGGUUCUGCAUAAGGCGUUGUUUGACAGACCUUGUUCUCCUCUCUUUUUCUUCUUUUAUUUUAUUUUAUUCCAGCGGUACAAAUUUAACUUACAAAGCAUGCGUAGAUAUCUGUUAUGCUGCAACGAUUUUCCUUUACCCCCCCCCUUCCCAACCACUCUUCUGAUAUACAUUUUCCCUUUGCUAUGCGGUUUACGUGUAAUAUAGGCUCGAUUGGCGAAUGCGGUGUAUCUUCUAUUAUUGCAGAUGGUCUUGGCUUUGGACACCAGACCUAUCUGUCGUAGGGUGAAGGUAGCAGUCAACUUUCGGAAUCGUCUGCCGUUUUUCUUCUUCUUCCUUCCUUUUCCUUUCUUUUUCUUCUCAUUAGUCGCACGAUACCUCUGGAGACCUCCGCCCAUCAUUCGCUGUCUUCUCUCCUUCUUUCCUUCCCACAAUCACUCCGCAUCCCGCACCUUUUUUGUCUAUCAAAUUGUUAAAUACAGUAUUUGUGGUGAAAUAAAA